Capronia epimyces CBS 606.96 is the source of this 681-nucleotide messenger RNA. Its product is annotated as Ras-like protein Rab-11B. Lineage: Eukaryota; Fungi; Ascomycota; Eurotiomycetes; Chaetothyriales; Herpotrichiellaceae. Gene Ontology annotation, cellular component: recycling endosome. The transcript is spliced from 3 exons. Gene Ontology annotation, biological process: exocytosis. Gene Ontology annotation, molecular function: GTPase activity; GTP binding. The record is from RefSeq and is a predicted model, not a curated record. Bases 1 to 681 code for a protein of 226 amino acids.
AUGGCGAACGAUGAAUAUGAUUUUCUGUUCAAGGUCGUUCUCAUUGGCGACUCUGGCGUCGGCAAAUCGAACCUCCUGAGCCGAUUCACUCGCAACGAGUUCAACCUCGAUUCUAAAUCCACCAUCGGCGUCGAAUUCGCGACGAGAUCCAUCCAGGUUGACACGAAGACAAUCAAGGCACAGAUAUGGGACACAGCUGGACAAGAAAGAUACCGUGCUAUCACAUCUGCCUACUAUCGUGGUGCUGUCGGUGCUCUUUUGGUCUACGACAUCAGCAAACGUCAGACAUAUGACAACGUCACGAGAUGGUUGAAAGAGCUUCGGGACCAUGCGGAUGCCAAUAUAGUCAUCAUGCUUGUCGGGAACAAGAGUGACUUGCGGCAUCUGCGCGCAGUUCCUACUGAAGAGGCCAAACAGUUUGCGAGCGAGAACAACCUGUCAUUUAUCGAGACGUCGGCUCUCGAUGCCAGCAACGUCGAACUGGCGUUCCAGAACAUAUUGACAGGGAAGUUCAUCGGUCAUGUCCUUGUUUCAAUACUGACAUACGCUGCAGAGAUCUAUCGGAUUGUCUCCAGCAAGGCACUCGACAGUGGAGACGCGGCACAGGCGCCAACAGGUGGUGUGAAAAUCGACAUGACCCCAUCCGGGACACCAGAUGCCAAAGGGAACAAAUGUUGCUGA